Phycodurus eques (leafy seadragon) is the source of this 5513-nucleotide messenger RNA. RefSeq names its product succinate-CoA ligase ADP-forming subunit beta (gene sucla2). Gene Ontology annotation, molecular function: ATP binding; succinate-CoA ligase (ADP-forming) activity. Gene Ontology annotation, biological process: succinyl-CoA metabolic process; tricarboxylic acid cycle. The transcript is spliced from 11 exons. The record is from RefSeq and is a predicted model, not a curated record. The coding region runs from base 22 to 1422 and encodes 466 amino acids. Lineage: Eukaryota; Metazoa; Chordata; Actinopteri; Syngnathiformes; Syngnathidae. Gene Ontology annotation, cellular component: mitochondrion; succinate-CoA ligase complex.
GUCAUCGCCUGAGCAGCAGACAUGGCGACGUCCCUGAUCUGCAGCCGUUUGACGGCUAGCCUGAGGAAUUCGGGGACCAGAGGCGCGAUUAGCUCCGGUUCCAAGGUUCUGGCGGGUUCUCCGAGCCUGUUUGGAGGCCAUGCGUCAUCGUCGUCUCCGCCGAUGCAACAGCAGCAGCAGAGGAGCCUGUCCCUGCACGAGUACAUGAGCAUCGGCUUGCUGAAAGACGCCGGCAUCUCCGUGCCCGCCGGCUUGGUGGCCAGCUCUUCAGAUGAGGCCUACACUGUCGCCAAGCAGAUCGGUUCCAAGGAUCUGGUGGUAAAAGCUCAGGUGCUGGCGGGCGGCCGAGGGAAAGGAACGUUCGAAGGUGGACUGAAGGGAGGUGUCAGGAUUGUCUACUCGCCCGAGGAGGCGCGGGACAUUUCCUCGCAGAUGAUCGGUCGCAAGCUGUACACCAAACAGACUGGCGAGGCAGGUCGCAUAUGUAACCAGGUGUUCAUCUGCGAGAGACGCUACCCGCGCAGGGAGUACUACUUUGCCAUCACCAUGGAGAGGUCCUUCCAGGGUCCCGUGUUGAUCGGUAGCUCGCAGGGGGGCGUCAACAUAGAGGACGUGGCUGCAGAAAAUCCCGACGCCAUUGUCAAGGAGCCCAUUGACAUUGUCGAAGGCAUUAAAAUGGAGCAGGCACUGAAGGUGGCACAGAAGAUGGGGUUCCCGCAGCUGCUGCAGAAGGAGGCAGCAGAGAACAUGAUCAAGCUGUAUAAUGUCUUCAUCAAGUACGACGCCUCCAUGUUGGAGAUCAAUCCCAUGGUGGAGGACUCCUCUGGCAUUGUGAUGUGCAUGGAUGCCAAGAUCAACUUUGACUCCAACGCUGCCUACCGCCAGAAGGAGGUUUUCAACCUGCAAGACUGGACCCAGGAGGAUCCCCGAGACCGCCAGGCGGCCAAGGCUGACCUCAACUACAUCGGCCUGGAUGGAACGAUCGGCUGCCUGGUGAAUGGUGCGGGCCUGGCCAUGGCCACUAUGGACAUCAUCAAGCUGCAUGGGGGUACGCCCGCCAACUUCCUGGACGUGGGCGGCGGGGCCACCGCCCACCAAGUCACCGAAGCCUUCAAGCUCAUCACGUCUGACAGGAAGGUUCAGGCCAUCCUGGUCAACAUCUUCGGAGGCAUCAUGAGGUGCGAUGUCAUCGCCCAGGGCAUCAUCAUGGCUGUCCGAGAACUGGACCUCAAGAUUCCGAUUGUCGUGCGACUCCAAGGCACACGUGUGGACGACGCCAAAGCUUUGAUCGCUGCCAGCCCGCUGAAAAUCCUGGCCUGCGACGACUUGGACGAAGCUGCCAAAAUGGUGGUAAGGCUUUCGGAAAUCGUCUCACUGGCGAAGGAAGCGCAAGUGGACAUCACCUUUCAACUUCCUAUCUGAUCUCCUUCCCCUCUUCCGCAAGCACUUCCUGUUUGACCUCACCAGGACACUCCCCUUCCAGAAGUAGACCCACCUCCUUCCUCUGUGGCCUGAUGGUGGCGCUAUUACACAUUCACUAGCUUUUUUUGCUUCUUUUCCUCAACGUAUUUACACACUUUAAUGCGCACAAGUACACACUCCACACUAUACAUACACACCCCAAACUAUACAUACACACUCCACACUACACAUUCACACGUGCGUUAGUCACUACAGACACUUUCAUAUGCAUGCAGCAAACUAUACACACACACACACACACACACACACCCUUCACUCCACGACACAUACACAAUCCUUACUACACGGUGGCUGCUUAUUUUUGUGAUUUCCAAUGGAGAUGAAUUGUCAUGGAAGCCAUUUGGACCAUAAAAUACAGCAGGAAAUGAUAGUCGUAUAGCAAAACUGUUCCCCGUAUGGCAACCCCACGAGCAAAUGUGGCUGAGCGAUAACGCCUCUACCGGUAAGCGACUCAAUUUCCUCCCGGAUAACAUGCUGAUAAACAACAGUGCGGCAGUGAGUUUCAGGCAGAAGAUUGCGAUGUUCCGUAUUCCCCCCAAACCCUCCCAGGCUACCCCCCGCCUUGACUUCCAUUAGUUAGCGGCCAUUUUGUGUCGUAAUGAUUGUCGAGUGCAGUAUCACUAUCAAAAGCAAAUAGAUGUUGAAAUAUCGACACAAUCGUGAAAAUUAUAUUUGGACCAUGAUAACUUAUUAUUGCAAUGUCACUACUUGAACCACAUUAACAUCAUACUAUCACAAUAUGAAAUUUGUGAUAGUAUCAUGGUUAGCCACUCAUCACGUUAUUUGGACAAAGGUAGAGAUAAUUUAACGAUACAAUAUCAUGAUGUUUGACCAGCAAUAGAGUCACAACAGGAUAUUAUGAUAUUUGGCCAACAUUAACAAUUCGUGUUGCAUUGGUUGAACUAUUUUAGUAAUACUUUCACUAUAUUUGAUAACGAUAGUAUCACGAUAUUGCAGUAUUUAGCCAACACUUGUAGCAGUAUCACAAUAUGAUAUUACAAUAUUUGUAAUUAUCACGAUACUUUAUAUCUUUGGCCAAAUAUUGUAUUGAGAUACAGUGUCUGGAUAUUUGGCCAACUUAAGCCAUACUCUCCAGUAUCAAAGAUACUGAGACAGUAUCACGACAAAAUAUCUCAAACUUUGGACAAUGAUGGUGAAACGAUCAUAAGCCAAUAUUUGGCCAACAAUAGAGACAGUAGCACAAAAGGAUAUCACUGUAUUAGGCCAACUUUAGCAAUUAAUAUCACAAUAUUUGGACAAAGGUAGCAAUGCUAUGAUGAUUCAAUAUAAUGAUAUUUGGCCAAAAAUACAUGGUCACAACAGGAAAUUUGGGUAUUUGGACAGUGUUAGUAAUACAAUCACAAUAUUCAAUCACAGUGGUAUCAUGAUAUUGCAGUAUGUAGCCAACAAUACAAUAUCACGAUAUUUAAAAGUUAGUAAUACUAUCUCGAUACUUUAUCUGUGACCAAAUAUUGCAUCGCGAUUCGAUGUCUCAGUAUUUGGUGAACAUAAGCAAUACUAUCCUGAUACAAUAUUUGUCGAACGUUAGCGACAGUAUCAAGAAACACUUUCACGGUAUUUGGCCUACGUUGGCAGUUAGUACCACGAUAUUCAAGCAAAGGUGAUUGGUGACAACACUAUCACAUACGAUAUCUCAAUAAUUGGCCAAUAAUAGCGAAAAUAUCUUAAAAUGUAUUUCUAUUUAUAUGCUUCAAUAGUGAUACCGUCAUGUAGAGGGAGUAUCACGAUGCAAAAUCAGUAUUUGAUGCCAGUGUAGCGAUACCGUACCAGGAGAGCUAAUGAUGCAAGGAAUUGUGAUAUUUGAUGUUUGGAUUGAGAUAAUGAUACUAUUACGAUAUUGAGAAACGAGGAUACAAUCCAUCACAAAAUUUAAACUUGACACUAGUGUACCAAUACUGAACCACGAGAGAUAGUGAUACGCUGUGACAUUGUUUCAUGAUGACAACAUAUUUGAAAAGUUACCUCACGGUAUUCCCAAUUUAGCUCCACGCUAAAAGUCCCCAUUUGUCUUCCCCCUCCAGUUCCUCUCACGUGUUAGCUGCUAUCGACACUGAUCUCAUCCUGGUGAAUUAUUCAGCGCUGCUGUAAUGGACCUUUGUUUUUUUCUUUUUCGUGAAGAAGCAGCAGAUUCAGCUUCUGCUCCCCCGGGGAGAGCGAGCGAGUCUAAAUUUGGAGUUGUCACAACACUAAAUCACCUCGUGGGAUUUAAAAUUAAAAAUGUCCUUUUGAUUAAAAGGCGUUAUUACGCGGGAGGCUAAAAUGUCGCACGGCAGCUUUCGCGUUCUCUUACUUUUUUCACACGUUACAAGCCAACACUGGAAUUGCUCUUCCUUGCUUUAUAUUUAUUUGCUUCGACGUAACAAGAGUAAUCCUUAAUAGAGGCUACAUCUCUAUAUUUGGACAACCACGAUAGAGACAGUAUCAUAAUACAAAAUCUGUAUUUGAUCAAUAGCGAUUCAUAUCACAAUAUUUGGACAAAGGUAGCAAUACUAUCACAAUACAAUAUUGCGAUAUUUGGCCAGUGUUAGCUAUUAGUAUCACGGUGUUUGGACAGUAUUUAAAUAAUAUAAAGACUGAAUCUCAAUACGAUAUUUUGCUAAUGAAAGAGACAGUAUCACGACACAAUUUUCAGCCAAAGUUGCACAUGCUAUCACAGUCCGAUGUUCGGCCACAGAUAGACACGGUAUCAUGAUAUGACAUUGCAAUAUUUGGUAAUGUUUGUAUUCCAAUACGGCGGAAGACUGGUUAGAACAUCUGCCUCAGAGUUCUGAGGACCCGGGUUCAAAUCCUGCCUCACCUGUGUGGAGUUUGCAUGUUCUCCCCGUGCCUGUCUGGGCUUUCUCCAGGUACUCCGGUUUCCUCCCACAUCCCAAAAACAUGUAACAUGUAAUUGAGGACUCUAAAUUGUCCAUGAGUGUGAAUGGUUGUUUAUUUAUAUGUGCCCUGCGAUUGGCUGGCGACCAGUUCAAGGUGUACCCCGCCUCUCGCCCGAAGAUACCUAGGAUAGGCUCUAGCAUGCCCGCGACCCUAGUGAGGAUAAGCAGUACGGAAAAUGGAUGGAUGUAUUCCAAUAUGAUAUUGCACUAUUUGCUAUAUAUAUAUGAUAUUAUGAUAUCUAACGCUGCUUACAAUACGAUAUCACAAUAUUCAGUCAAUAACAGUGAUAUUAAAAUACAAUUUUGCAAUAUUUGAUCAUGAUAAUGCAUAAUACAUUAUUGCAAUAUUGAGCCAAUGAGAGCGAUAAUAUCCUGAUAUGAGAUCACUGUAAUGGUCUGUGCAAUAUCAUGAUAUUUGUGAAAAUGUAGCGAUAUCACCAUAUGAUAUUGGAGUAUGAGUCAACCAUUCUAUCAUGAUCUAAAAUUACUGUAUUAUGAUAUGGUAUCACAAUCUUUGAUGACAACAGUUUCUUUAUACAAAAUCGUGAGAUUUGGCCAAAGAUAGUGAAAUUAUUAGGACUAUAAAUCACAAUUUUGACAAUAGUAUUGCAAUAUGGUACUGCAAUAUUUGGCUAACGAUAGUGAUGGUAUUGCGAUACAAUAUCGCAAUAUUUGGUCCAAGAUAGCUAUAUAAUGAUACAAUAUUGCAACAUUUAUCAACGAUAUUAUUAUACAGUAUCACAGAAUUUACCAACGGUAUCACAGUGGUAUUGUGAUACAGAGAGAUACAUAAAGAAAAAAACUCAUCGCGAAACAUCUUUACGACAAUUGCCUGUCAACCCUGUACCAUGAGGGAAAUGAUACAACACGUGGCACUAUCAAUACUGUACCAAGACCGAUAAUGAUAUGUUGUGAGCUCUCGUUAUGCAGCCCCAUCACUUAUGUUCCGCCGCCAUCAUGCCACGUGGGACGUGAACCCCCCACCACCCUUUUGGGUUGUUUCUUGGGUUGUUUGUUUCCGUGACACAAGCGAUGUGAAUGAAAUGUUGUAAAUAACCAAAGUGAUGCUCUGCCUCUGUAAGAUAUUUCUUCUUCUUUACUCAUUAAACACAAGAAAAAUAAAGACAGGACAUG